GUUAGACCGCCGGUGAAGUAUUUUUCACCGCAGAAAUCUUUGACGCUUGGGAAAGGUUCAAUGGGUACAUCUGUUCAUGUUGGUAUUAUGGAAGAUGGUGCUGAAGUGGCUGUAAAGAGGAUCUUGAAACACGAGCUUGAAGAUACAGCUCAAAAUGAGCUAGAAAUUUUGAGUCGAAUUGAUGCAAGCAAGUCACCAUUUAUAGUAAGCUAUCGAAAAUGUUCAGUUCUUACACAUGCGAAAGGAACCCGAGACUGGAUGCCCGCCGAAGUAAUUGAAGUAAUAGGUAAAGAAGAGGUAGGACGCUUUAAAAAGAAAUCUGAUGUUCAGGUCGCAGGCAUGAUCGCUUUCUUCAUUUCAACCAAAGGUGAGCAUCCUUUUGGUCCUGUGCUUGAACGAAUGAUAAACAUUUCGAAAGGAAACCCUGUUAACUUGGACAUGCUCCACGAUCCUCAAGUUCGGCAAUUUAUUUCUUGGUUGAUCAGUCAUAACAUUGAUGGUAGACCUUAUGCUCAAGAGGCGUUGGCGGAUCCCUUCAUGGUCCAUGUACCAAAUUCUCUCAGGAAAAUUAUAUUACAACGAUCCUGUAUAUAG
This is a messenger RNA of Paramuricea clavata, 594 nucleotides long. NCBI's taxonomy places the organism in Eukaryota, Metazoa, Cnidaria, Anthozoa, Malacalcyonacea, Plexauridae. The record is from the annotation of a GenBank genome assembly.